AAAGUCAUUCGUUUGGAUUAUUUUGCCAUUGGGCUCGUUAAGUCUGAAGUAAAGACACGAAAUACUUAAUAAAUUGAUUUUUUUUUUAUUUUAAUAAAAUAAUUGCAAUGACCGAUAAGAAAAAUAUUCUUCUGCUCUUCGAUCGCCCAAAGGAACCAAGUUUUGUAUCAAAAGGCGAUCAAAAAGCGGUUUUUGAUAUUCCUCCCGAGUACUUGAGCGACAAGUAUAAGCCUAUUGGCAACCAAGUCGUUUCUCGAUUCGGGGAUGAUGCUGGCGAACGAAUUCCUGUCAAGCGUAUUUCAAUUCCUCCAUUGGGCGAGAUUUUGGAAUUGCCCCGAGAUGAAAACUUUUCAUUAUUUCUACCUAAACAUCGCAGAAUUGCUGGAAGACUAAUCGAUAUAUUUUUGGGUGUUCGAAGCGUGGAUGACUUGCUUGCAGUGGCAAUAUACGCAAGGGAUCGGGUUAACCCGUACCUUUUCAACUAUUGCCUCUCCGUCGCACUUCUCCAUAGGGCGGAUACCCAAGAUUUGGAUGUUCCUUCCAUUAUCCACUCGUUUCCUGACAAAUACCUCGACAGUAAAGUGUUCGCUAAGGCUCGUGAAGAAUCUAACAUAGUUCCCGAAGGUGCGCGAAUGCCUAUUGAAAUCCCUAAGGAUUACACAGCUUCCGAUUUAGAGGAGGAACAUAGAUUGGCCUACUUCAGGGAAGAUCUAGGAAUUAAUUUACAUCAUUGGCAUUGGCAUUUGGUAUAUCCGUUUGAGGCCGCGCGUAGUGUCGUGGAUAAAAACAGAAGAGGAGAGCUGUUCUAUUACAUGCAUCAACAAAUCAUGGCGAGAUACAACUUUGAACGACUCUGUAAUAAAAUGAAGAGGGUCGAGCGCUUCUUGGAUUGGGAUCAACCCAUCAAAGAAGCGUAUUUUCCCAAGUUGGACAGCUUAGUCGCCAGCAGAUCUUGGCCAGCUCGUGUGGCAAAUCAGAAGAUCCAAAAUCUUAAAAGGGAAGUUGAUGGUAUUACUCUCGACAUCGACGACAUGAAGCGGUGGAGGGACAGGAUUUAUGAUGCGAUUCAUUCGGGAUCUGUAAGAGAUAGGGCUGGAAAUAUCAUUCCAUUAACUGAAAAUGAAGGGAUCGACGUGUUGGGUAAUAUAGUGGAGUCAAGUAUUUUAUCGCCAAAUCGGGAAUUUUAUGGGGACCUUCACAAUUCCGGUCACAUCUUCCUUUCGUAUUUGCACGAUCCCGAUCAUAGACACUUAGAAUCAUUUGGAGUUAUUGGCGAUUCUGCAACUGCCAUGCGCGACCCCAUUUUCUACAGAUGGCACAGUUUUAUCGAUGAUUUAUUCCAGGAAUUCAAAGGGACCUUGCCAAGAUAUACCGAAAGUCAGUUACAGUAUCCCGGUGUUAUCGUUGAAGACAUUCAAGUAGAAAUUCAAGGUGGAAGACCCAACGUUUUGCAGACCUUCUGGCAACAAUCGGACGUUGAUCUUUCUCGGGGAAUGGAUUUCCAGCCCCGUGGUUCCGUCUUCGUAAGGUUUACUCACUUGCAACAUCGCAAUUAUAACUACAAAAUCAAGGUCCAGAGUAAUACUGCUCGGCAAGGUACCUGUCGAAUAUUCAUGGCUCCUAAAUUUGAUGAGAGGGGCAACCCUUGGUUAUUUAGGGACCAGAAACACAUGUUCAUUGAGUUGGACAAGUUUAAAGUAAACCUUAAACAGGGGCAAAAUACAAUAACGCGCCGAUCACUGGAUUCCUCUGUCACUAUACCAUUUGAGAGGACCUACAGAGAUCUAGAUCUAUCCAGACCGCAGGGGGGAGAACAACUGGCUCAGUUCAAUUUCUGCGGCUGCGGAUGGCCGCAUAAUUUGCUCAUUCCGAAAGGAAGUCCCGAAGGAUUCCCCUGUCAAUUAUUUGUAAUGAUUUCCAAUAUCGCCGAUGACAGAAUCGACCAAGAUACAUCUGGACCAUGUAACGAUGCUGAUUCGUAUUGCGGUAUUAAGGACAAACUGUAUCCCGAUCGUCGUUCUAUGGGGUAUCCCUUCGACAGAGCGCCCAGGGAUGGCGUCGACACUCUGCAACAGUUUCUCACUCCGAAUAUGAGGGUUAGAGAUGUAUCGAUUAUUUUUGAGAACAGGACAUACCGUCCAAAGGAAAUCAAUCAAUAGUAUAUGUUAUUCUGAAGGACGAACUUUUCAUUGCCACCAAAUGGACUUGCCUUUUCUGAGAAUAUUUGUAUGAUGCUAUUUGAAUAAAAGAGAAAC
Messenger RNA from Cylas formicarius (sweet potato weevil), 2255 nucleotides. Its product is annotated as phenoloxidase 1. The record is from RefSeq and is a predicted model, not a curated record. Bases 108 to 2159 code for a protein of 683 amino acids. Gene Ontology annotation, molecular function: oxidoreductase activity. The transcript is spliced from 10 exons. NCBI's taxonomy places the organism in Eukaryota, Metazoa, Arthropoda, Insecta, Coleoptera, Brentidae.